UGUGCGUGCGCCGUGGGGGAAAGAGGCGACAGAGAGGGAGAGAAAGAGACUUGGAGAGGGAAGGAAGGGAAGGAGCGAGCGGGAGCCAGGAGCAGCGAGCUGGGGGCGGAGACGAGGAAGUGGGUGCGAGGCGCAGGGCGCGGGCGGGCGGGGAGCGCCGCCCGCUCCAUCCCUGCCCGGAGCGCAGCCGGCGCGGGCGCAGGACGGAGGCGAGCCCGAGCGGAGCCACCUCGGCGGCGGCAGCUCCAGAUUGCAAAACCACUCCAGGCCAAGAGACUGAGGCUUCGUUUGUGUCAGAUGGCGUUGAGCUCCUUCCUGAGAGGAGUUCCGCUCUCAGCUUGAUUCUCUGCACACUCCCAGAUCCCAGGAGACUGCUGCUGCUGGCCGUUCUCUGGAAAACCAGGAUCCGCUUGAGAGAAAGGGCACAGGAAUCAAGCAGGGCCUUAGCUUGUUUUGCAUGGAUCAGAAUCAUAGACUAUCACCAAUAAGAAGGAAUUUAACCUGAUAUUUAACCGAAAGAAGCAUGGCGUGCCCAGCUCACACUUUCCAGGGGACCCUAGACGGCGAAGCAGCCGUGCCGGACCCCCAUCACCUGGAUGGGGGCAGCCGUCUACCAUGGAGAAGGCUGCAGCCAUAGCUCCACAUGAAACCUCCCCAAUAAAACCAAAGCCACCUCCAGACUCACGCCCCAGUGCCUCAGUCUCCACGCAAAAGCUGGAGAGUGGAGAUGUGUUCAGUCCUGGGAGGAAGUCGGCUCUGUCAGAGGCGAUUUGAGGACUGUGGUUUGAAACAGGAACCUCGCUUGGAGAACUAGAUGUCCCUCAUCUUCCUUCCCACUCAUGCCCCCCACCUUCUUGGAGAUCAUUUUAUUUAUUUCUACAAAAAACAGCACUAGCUUGGUCCCUGGAGCCUCCCCACAUUUGGAUACUUCUCUCGGCUCUGCUGGGCAGACUGGAACCCAGCGGUGGACAUAAUUGACCUGCUGGGGAGCUGGAAGAGGAGCAACCGUGGGCCUGGGGUGGGGGCAGGGGGCCACAGGGGCAGGAGCUGUAGGGACCCAGGAUGGCGUCCAAUGGCACGGCCUCUUCCUCUUGCCUGGACCCUGCCGCGUUCAAGGUCACUGUCACCGUAGUCCUCACCCUCCUCAUCCUCAUCACCAUCGCUGGCAAUGUGGUCGUCUGCCUGGCAGUGGGCUUGAACCGCCGGCUCCGCAGCCUGACCAACUGCUUCAUUGUGUCCCUGGCCAUUACUGACCUGCUGCUCGGCCUCCUGGUGCUGCCCUUCUCUGCCUUCCACCAGCUGUCCUGCCAGUGGAGCUUCGGCAAGGUCUUCUGCGACAUCUAUACCAGCCUGGAUGUCAUGCUCUGCACGGCCUCCAUCCUCAACCUUUUCAUGAUCAGCCUUGACAGGUACUGCGCCGUCACGGACCCCCUGCGCUACCCCGUGCUGGUCACCCCGGUCCGGGUCGCCAUCUCCCUGGUCUUAAUCUGGGUCAUCUCCAUCACCCUGUCCUUCCUGUCCAUCCACCUGGAAUGGAACAGCAGGCCUGAGAACAAGAGUGACAGUCACACCACCCCCAAGUGCAAAGUCCAGGUCAACUUGGUGUAUGGUCUGGUGGACGGGCUGGUCACCUUCUACCUGCCGCUGCUCAUCAUGUGCAUCACGUACUACCGCAUCUUCAGGAUCGCCCGGGAACAGGCCAGGAGGAUUCACAACGUCGGCCCGUGGAGGGCGGCCACGCUCAGGGAGCACAAAGCCACGGUGACACUGGCUGCCGUCAUGGGGGCCUUCAUCGUCUGCUGGUUCCCCUACUUCACCGUGUUUGUUUACCGGGGGCUGCAAGGGGACAGUGCUGUCGACAAGACCGUGGAAGACGUGGUCCUGUGGCUCGGCUAUGCCAACUCGGCCCUGAACCCCGUGCUGUACGCCGCGCUCAACAGAGACUUCCGCACGGCUUACCAGGAGCUCUUCCGCUGCGGCCCUGCCAGCCACGAGGCGCGCAGAACUUCUCUGGGGUCUAACAGCUCUCAGCUGGUGAGGCAUGCAAGCCAGGGACCCAGCUGGCCGGAAGAGAGGCCGCUGAGGCUCCAGGUGUGGAGUGGGACUGAGGUCGCAGCCCCCCAGGGAGCCACAGACAGGAAUCCAGCAGGGUCCGGCACCGCGUGCUCCAGAAACCUUCUCAGCUGCUGCAAGAGGCUUUGGGCGCUCAGGUUCCUCCAGAGACGCGGGGGAGGCCCCUGGGAGGAGCAGCCAGGGGCGCCACCGUCAGAGGAGCCGCCAGCAACACCCGCCCAGGAAUCGGUGAGGACGCUGCCCUCCGAGACUGUGUAGACCCGGCCCCAUGAUGCUGACGAUAACUGCUCCCCAUCACCAAGAUUUGACCCAUGGAGCCACCAAUGACCCCAAAACCGUACAAACCACAGAGGACACGCCCCACCUUGAGCCCGGGGACUCCCAGAGCACACGGCGGGUGGGUGCUGGGGUCGUCUGGGCUGGGAUGGAGCUGCCCUGCCAUGCCCCGGGACUCCCCUGGGUCCGGGUCUGCCAAAUCCCAUGGGUUCAAAGCUCACGGUGGUGCUGGCCCUGGGUCACCAGCAGAGAUGGUGGCACUUCUGAGGACCUGUGUGUGUGCAGAAACACGGGUGCCGUCUGGGCACCGAGGGCGGUGUUGCCAUCCCAGCGCUCUGCGGGAUGCAGGGAGGGAGGAGAAGGGAAAGCAAGGCCGUCAGUCUUUAAUGAACACCUUCUGUGUGCCCGGUACUUCCCCUGCGUCGGCUCAUGGCGUCCUUAGUAGCGCGGCUGGGAUCGCUGAUGCCCCUUUACGGGGUGGAGACAGGCUCAGAGAAGCGUGGGGCCGCUCAGCUAGAAGGUGCGUCUCGCACAGGACACUUAAGAAUCGCGGUGGAAGGAGGGAACAAACAGCAGGAUGAUGGGUGGAAAUCCAGGCCUCCAGCCCACGCUCUUCGACGGGACCCUGCCGGUCUCUGCGGAGAGGCCUCGGCACUUGCCUGACUCAGCCGACGCUCCUGCAAGCGAGGCUCAGGUCCGGAGCCCGGGGGGCGCCCUUCAUGCUGCAGUUCUGACCCUCUCUGGUGCUUUCCAUCUAGGAGUGGCGUGGGGGAAACGUGAGGGGCGACCGACCGGGAGGGCCAGGUUGGGGGGACCGGGAGGGGGACCCAACAGGCCCGAGGCAGGGCGUUGAUCCCGGCGCGCCCUCUGCUGGAGGCGGGGUUCCCGCGGCGGCCUCCCGCUUGGAGCAGCUCCUUACUCUUCCCCCAGGGGGGGUACCGCUCCCCUUUCCUACUUUCAGGGUUGUUGAAGAGACCCAAGGAGGCGGGGGAGAUGAGGAUGCCCAUGGGCUCCCCGCAUGACCACUGCCCCUCCCUGAGCCCCCUCUUCCCCUGGUUGCAAGACCCCCUCCUGGCGUCCCCUCCCCGCCCACUCACGCCUUUUCAGUCCCCCUGCCCAGCCUUCCAUGUGGCCAUUGCCUUUGCCUCUCACUGCUCUCCUCACUCUCUGUGGCCUCAUCGGCACCCCGAAGCUACCAGGAGGCUUCCCUGGAAGAUUCCUCACAGAUGUGUACCUUCCAGGUUCCUGCUGGAAGCUCUCGCUGUUUCUCAGCCUCACCUGGAGCAUGUCCGCCUCUGCACCCUGACCUUUGCCCUGCAGCUGCUCCUCCCCAGGGGUCCCCCUCCCCAGAUAGAAACCCUACCAUUGGCUUCAAAGGUCCGUCUUGGCCCCGCCCUUCUCCUGGCUCCUGGCGGCUCCAUGCUCUGGAUGGACUUCGCUCCCACGUGUCUCCACCUGGUUCUCUCCACCUGCCCUGCCCUCCCUUGGUCCCGCUGCCUUCCCCUCCAUCAGGAAAACGGGAAAGCUUCCCGGAUUCCCCCUGGCCUGCCCCUCCCCAUCCACUCUCUGUCCUGCAGCCAGAGUGGGCUGUGCAAAACAAAAUGCAACCGCGCCCAGAAAACCAGCCGGCAGGUCCUGCGUGGUGGGCCCUGCUGUGCCCUCCAGCCUCCUCCUUCCCCCCGCCACCCUCUCUUCUACCUCUUCAUCCCAGCCCCACCAGCCUUCUCCUUUGGGUUUAUUUAUCUCACUGCUCCUUCCAGCUGCGCCACACACAGAGCUGUUUCCAUCACUUGAAAAGCUGCUCUUGUCCUUUCAGCCACGGGUGAAACAUCCCUGUGAUGUUUGAUGAAAUAUCACUUUUCAGGGAGUCUUCCGGAGUCUUCCUUGACUGUCCCUAUCGGGUCUGGCCUCCCACCCGCACCCCUGGAACUGUCCUCGGAAGCCAUAGGCAGGCCUGUCAUGCCUGCGUGGUCCCCUGACCCUUGUCUGCCAGUGAGUCCUGCCUGGUUCUAUUGACCAUUGUGUGUCUAGCUCCUCGGAGACUGUUUGGCCCACGUAGUGGGAGCUUUAAGCAAUUUAUCUGCCAAUACACCUGAAGGCACGAUUUGCCCCAGUGUUCCCCAGAGAUGCUCAAUCUGGUGGCUCGAUUCCUCUGGAAAUCUCAGAAUCCCUCUCUUGGAAGUUUUCCCAGGAAUCUGAGACAGGUGGGUCUCUGUCAUAGCCCAGGUAGAUGGGGCAUAAGACCGGUCUGGCUGAUCACAGACCCAGCUGGUCAGGGCUGACGUCAGGGUGCCUACGUGCCAACUGCCACUGCAGAUCUUUCUCUGAGCUGCCCCACCCUCCUGGAGACCUCCCGCAUCCUCUGCUGGCUGCAGAAGUGGGGCGUGUGCUGCCCAGAGGAGAAGCCUCUGCACUGGGCCCCCAAAUCCACAUUUUGUGUUAUCAUGAUGUUCCAAUAAAGCUGUCAAAACAGA
Molecule: messenger RNA, 4823 nt
Organism: Cervus elaphus (red deer)
Lineage: Eukaryota; Metazoa; Chordata; Mammalia; Artiodactyla; Cervidae
Gene: HRH2
Product: histamine receptor H2
Exons: 4
Coding region: 1063-2331 (422 amino acids)
Biological process (GO): gastric acid secretion; positive regulation of vasoconstriction; chemical synaptic transmission
Cellular component (GO): dendrite; membrane
Molecular function (GO): G protein-coupled serotonin receptor activity; neurotransmitter receptor activity; histamine receptor activity
Source: RefSeq, a predicted model, not a curated record